Phoenix dactylifera (date palm) is the source of this 1632-nucleotide messenger RNA. The record is from RefSeq and is a predicted model, not a curated record. NCBI's taxonomy places the organism in Eukaryota, Viridiplantae, Streptophyta, Magnoliopsida, Arecales, Arecaceae.
AGUCUAUCUCUACACAGAGAAGCCUCUAUGGAUAUGGUUCUUUGGUCUCUCCACAUCUUAUCCUCUUUCUGUUUCAUUCCUCUCCCUGUCUCUCCUAUUAAAAUCUGAGGUCUGGCCCAUUUUAGGCUCAUACCUAUUCCUGCGUCGACUACCACCAUCAAAGAACCUUUGGAGCUCUUCAGCAAAACAAAACAAAAAAAGAAAGAACCUUUGGAGCUCAGAAGGACACGGGGAGAAGUUUCUUUGCUGUGUCUCCAAUGCCAAAAACUGACCCACCUUAAAAUUCCUUCUUUUCUGAUUUGCUUUUGCUUCUCCGUUCCCCCCAUUGGAUUAAAGGCCAAAAGGUAUAACCUUUCCUUCUGGUUUCGAGGUAAAAACAGGCCCCAUUUUGAGUUUCAACUCCGUCUCUCCUAUUAUCUACCAGAAUUUUAUAACCUUUUUUAGCGGAAGAAUCAACAAUAGGCACUAAAAGAAAGUGUCUUUUGAACUCCACUGGCCUUUCUUCACCGAGAAUCCGAUGCCUGCUGCAAAAAAAGCUCAAAUUCUGUCAGGUAAAAGAGCACUACUCUUUGCUCUUAACUCAUCUCUAAUUUCGAGUCCAUGUUCUGCUCUCUUGUCAGAUAAAUAUUGAAUCCAAAUAGCCAAAAAACCAACAUUUAUCGCUCCAGUUCCUUCUUUUGCCACCAUUAUCAACGAGGCUUCAAACUCCAGAAGAAACUUGGGAGUCCUGUAGUAGUUAGAAUCAGAGAAGGUUAGAGAGUGGGGAAUGGACAACCAGCAGCCACACUCAUUUCCACAAGCUCCCUUCCACCACCUCCUCCAGCAGCAGCACCAGCAGCUCCAGAUGUUCUGGAACUACCAGCGCCAAGAGAUCGAGCACGCCACUGACUUCAAGAACCAUCAGCUCCCCCUCGCCCGCAUCAAAAAGAUCAUGAAAGCUGAUGAAGAUGUUAGAAUGAUAUCGGCCGAGGCUCCCAUCCUCUUUGCCAAGGCCUGCGAGCUCUUCAUUCUUGAGCUCACCAUCCGGUCUUGGCUCCACGCCGAGGAGAACAAGCGGCGGACCCUGCAGAAGAAUGACAUUGCCGCGGCGAUCACGAGGACUGAUAUAUUUGACUUCCUUGUGGACAUUGUUCCACGAGAUGAGAUCAAGGAGGAGGGGCUGGGACUGGUGGCAGGUGGCAGUGGUGAUGCUGCUCCUGGGGUUCCAUACUACUAUCCUCCAAUGGGGCAGGCUGGGUCAGGUGUGAUGAUGGGGCAGCCAGCAGUGGCUGGGAUUGAUCCAUCAAUGUACAUGCAUCGCUCGGCGCAAGCUUGGCAGCCGAUGUGGCAGCAGGGGCUGGUGGAGGAUGGGUCAUAUAGUGGAGAGGGUCAGGAUUUUGAUGGGCAGGGCUAUAUUGCUCAUCCUCCUCCCCCUCCCCCACCUCCACCCAGUUCUUAGCUGAGACAAGGAAUGGAGAAAAGGAACAGAUAUGUUUCAUAUUGUUUCAAGUGCUUUUCAUUGAGAUUCUGAAUCUGCAGAUGCAAUUUAUGUGACGUUGGCUGUGAUUUUUAAACUUUGAAAUCAUGUCACUUAAUUGUUAUGAAUUGCUGGAUUAAUUGUUCUUUCUAUGAUAAGUUUCUGAUUUUGUGUCA